This is a messenger RNA of Gossypium raimondii (Peruvian cotton), 1063 nucleotides long. RefSeq names its product protein SYM1. The transcript is spliced from 3 exons. The record is from RefSeq and is a predicted model, not a curated record. Lineage: Eukaryota; Viridiplantae; Streptophyta; Magnoliopsida; Malvales; Malvaceae. Bases 258 to 911 code for a protein of 217 amino acids. Gene Ontology annotation, cellular component: membrane; cytoplasm.
CCUUUGAACAAUACUUUCUUUAUGGAGAGAUUUUCUCGCUAACCGUCUUUCUUCUGCUCAACAUUGUCCCAUGUAGCGGUGACAAAACCAUGAAUGAAUGAACGAAUACGAGAAAAUUUUACUCUUGUUUUAGUUUCUCUUUCCUUUUUCUUAGCUUUAUCUAUCCCUUUCCUCUCUUUUUCUACCCCCCCCCUUUUAUUCAUCUUGUUCUUCUUCAACUUGUCUGUUCUUUUUCUUCUUUUUUUCCAUCUCGUAAAAUGUCAAGGAUAUGGAAAUGGUACAAGAGUUGCUUAUCUCUUCAUCCUGUCAAAACACAAGUUGUCAGCUCAGGUUUCCUUUGGGGCAUUGGGGAUGUUGGGGCUCAAUACAUCACCCAUUUCACCACAAACACACGCCUUCAAUAUAAAGAUUCAGAGCAAGAAUUUAUAAUCGAUUGGAAAAGAGUGGCUAUCACCAGUAUGUUUGGAUUUGGCUUUGUUGGACCGGCUGGACACUACUGGUAUGAAGGCUUGGACAGAUUUAUAAAGUUGAGGCUUCAACUACGACCAAAGUCGGUGAAAUUUGUUGCUGCUAAAGUCGCUAUGGAUGGCCUUAUCUUUGGCCCCUUUGACUUGUUCGUGUUUUUCUCGUAUAUGGGGCUUUCCACUGGUAAAAGUGUUCCGGAAGUGAAGGCUGAUGUGAAGAGAGAUUUUAUCCCAGCCUUGAUUUUGGAGGGUGGUAUAUGGCCGAUUGUUCAGAUUGCGAAUUUCCGAUAUGUUCCAGUGAGAUAUCAGCUCCUUUAUGUUAAUAUCUUCUGCUUGUUAGACAGUGCAUUUCUGUCAUGGAUUGAACAACAGAAGGAUGCUCCAUGGAAAAGGAGGUUCACUUCUUUUAUCUCAAUGAGGGAAAAGGGAGGUCAAGGUAGAUUGUGAUAUUUCUGCCCCCAUUUUUGUGUUUCCAUUAAUUUUCUCUUUACUCAAUCAUAUAUUUUGUCAAGUGUACAACUGAAUGAAUACUCAUGUACUUCUGAAAGAAUUAAAUGAAACAACCCUAAAAUGCCAACUGGGGUUUUAGAUGUUAAAAA